Messenger RNA from Eucalyptus grandis, 483 nucleotides. RefSeq names its product major allergen Pru ar 1. Gene Ontology annotation, molecular function: abscisic acid binding; signaling receptor activity; protein phosphatase inhibitor activity. Gene Ontology annotation, cellular component: cytoplasm; nucleus. NCBI's taxonomy places the organism in Eukaryota, Viridiplantae, Streptophyta, Magnoliopsida, Myrtales, Myrtaceae. Bases 1 to 483 code for a protein of 160 amino acids. Gene Ontology annotation, biological process: abscisic acid-activated signaling pathway; defense response. The record is from RefSeq and is a predicted model, not a curated record. The transcript is spliced from 2 exons.
AUGGGUGUGUUCACGUUCAGUGAUGAGUUCACUUCCCCCAUUCCUGCAGCGAGAUUGUUUAAGGCCUUGAUUGUGGACUCUCAGAACCUCAUCCCCAAGCUCAUGCCUCAAGUUAUCAAGAGCAUUGACGUCGUCCAAGGCGAUGGAGGAGCUGGAAGCAUCAGGCAAAUCAAUUUCGCUGAAGGUAGCCAACUCAGCUGCAUGAAGAACCGAGUAGACGAGCUGAAUGAAGAGACAUUCACAUAUAAGUAUGCACUGAUCGAAGGUGGUCCAUUGAUGGAGAAGUUUGAAUCUAUUGCUUACGAAGUUAAGUUUGAACCCACGCCGGACGGCGGGAGCAAGAACAAGAUGACCAGCACCUACUGUACCAGGGGUGAUUUUGAGCUCAGAGAAGAAGAAGUCAAAGCCGGCAAAGAGAGAGCCUUAGGAAUGUACAAAGCCGUCGAAGCAUACCUCAUCCAAAAUCCCGAUGCUUAUGUUUGA